This is a messenger RNA of Parasteatoda tepidariorum (common house spider), 3388 nucleotides long. RefSeq lists its product as uncharacterized. Gene Ontology annotation, biological process: regulation of transcription by RNA polymerase II. The record is from RefSeq and is a predicted model, not a curated record. NCBI's taxonomy places the organism in Eukaryota, Metazoa, Arthropoda, Arachnida, Araneae, Theridiidae. Gene Ontology annotation, molecular function: RNA polymerase II cis-regulatory region sequence-specific DNA binding; DNA-binding transcription factor activity.
UCUCUAGUGAAGCUCCGCCCCUUCCCGCCGACUGUUCUUUGAUGUGCUCCCUGGAUCGCCUGCGUUGAAUCGCGCCUUGGCGAAUCUUGUUGGCGUCACAGAUCACGAUACGGAAAUAUCCCUUUUUUUUCCAUUAUCUUAUUAUAGCUAUUUGUUUCAAAUAUAAAAGAAAAAAAUUCAUUUUGAAUAAAAAAAGUUGGGGAUCAUUUCUUGCUAUUUAUGAUUGUUAUUCAAGUGAUCUUACUCAAGUACAUACAAUUUAUCUACCCUUAUGAUUCUUGCAAUACGUGUUAUACAACAAUAUUCUGGUAGUGCAGUGAUUUAAUUUUUAAAGCUGACAAAGAGACCAAUACUGGUGGAUCAUAUAAGCAAGAAUCGUGUUUCUUGCAUUUCAUGUAAUUAGAAUUUUUCUUAAGAUAAAUGACAUUUGUCUUAACAUUGUUAAGAAACUUUGUUUGUGCAGUAUGAGCAAACGAAGUUUUUCUCCGAAAAGUAAUCAUGUACUGUGAAAGUGUUUUUUUUCCCCCUGCAAGAUAACCUUAUUCUUGUAAUAUAUGUAACUAGAUUUUUCAAAAAGAAGUAGUCUCAAGACACACUGCAAAAUUCAUACUGAUGAAAAAUCUUAUUUUUGUAGUAUAUAUGUAAUAAGAGUUUUUCACAAAGAGAUCUUAUAACUAAACACAAUCUUGUUCAUAUGGGUGAGAAGCCUUAUUCUUGUAGUGUAUGUAAUAAGAGUUUUACACAAAAAAGUACUCUGACUCAACACAUUCGAGUUCAUACUGGUGAGAAGCCUUAUUCUUGUAGUGUAUGUAAUAAGAGUUUUACAAAAAAAAGUACUCUGACUGAACACAGUCGUGUUCAUACUGGUGAGAAACCUUAUUCUUGUAGUAUAUGUAAUAGGAGAUUUUCAACUAGAUCUUGUUUGACUCAACAUAGUCAUGUUCAUACUGGUGAGAAACUUUAUUCUUGUAGUGUAUGUAAUAAGAGUUUUACACGAAAAAGUACUCUGACUGAGCACAGUCGUGUUCAUACUGGUGAGAAACCGUAUUCUUGUAGUGUAUGUAAUAAGAGUUUUACUCAAAAAAGAACUCUGACUGAACACAGUCGUGCUCAUACUGGAGAGAAACCUUAUUCUUGUAGUCUAUGUAAUAAGAGUUUUACACAAAAAAGUACUCUGACUGAACACAUUCGCGUUCAUACUGGUGAGAAGCCUUAUUCUUGUAGUAAGAGAUUUUCAACUACAUCUUGUUUGACUCAACGUAGUCGUGUUCAUACUAGUGAGAAACCUUAUUCUUGUAGUAAAUGUAAUAAGAGUUUUUCACGAAGAGAUCAUCUGAUUGAACACUGUCGUGUUCAUACUGGUGAUAGGCCUUUUUCUUGUAGUGUAUGUAAUAAGAGUUUUACUCAAAAAAGUUCUCUGACUGAACACAGUCGUGUUCAUACUGGAGAGAAACCUUAUACUUGCAGUUUAUGUAAUAAGAGUUUUACGCAAAAAAGUGCUCUGAUUGAACACAUUCAUGUUCAUACUGGUGAGAAGCCUUAUUCUUGUAGUGUAUGUAAUAAGAGUUUUACACAAAAAAGUUCUCUGACUGAACACAAUCGUGUUCAUACUGGUGAGAAACCUUAUUCUUGUAGUAUAUGUAAUAAGAGUUUUAAACAAAGAGGUCACUUGACUGGACACAGUCGUGUUCAUACUGGUGAGAAGCCUUAUUCUUGUAGUAUAUGUAAUAAGAGAUUUUCAACUAGAUCUAAUUUGACUGAACAUAGUCGUGUUCAUACUGGUGAGAAACCUUAUUCUUGUAGUGUAUGUAGAAAGAGAUUUUCAAUUAAAGGUCAUUUGACUCAACAUAGUCGCCUUCAUACUGGUGAGAAACCUUAUUCUUGUAGUAAAUGUAAUAAGAGUUUUUCACGAAGAGAUCAACUGAUUGAACACUGUCGUGUUCAUACUGGUGAGAAGCCUUAUUCUUGCAGUGUAUGUAAUAAGAGUUUUUCUAAAGGAAGUCUACUGACUCGACAUAGUCAUGUUCAUACAGGUGAGCUUUCCACAAAGAAGUCUACUGACUCUACAUAGUCGUGUUCAUACUGGUGAGAAACCUUAUUCUUGUAGUGUACGUAAUAAGAAUUUUUCACAGAGACGUCAACUGACUAGACAUAGUCAUGUUCAUACUGAUUAGAAGCCUUAUUCUUGUAGUAAAUGUAAUAAGAUAUUUUCAACUAAACUUUAUUUGAUUGAACAUAGCUCUGUUCAUACUGGUGAGAAACCUUAUUCUUGCGGUAUAUUAAAAAAGAGUUUUUCAUAGAGACUGACAGAGAGUUUUCAUUGAGACAACUGACUAAACACAGUCAUGUCCAUACUGGAGUAUAAAUCUUAAUUCUUGUAGUAUAUGUUAUAAGAGUUUUUCACUAGUUCUUCCAAAUAACCACAUUUGUGUUCAUACUGGAGAGAGAUCUUUUUCAUGUAAUAAGACUUUUUCAAGGAAGGAUUAUCUAACUCAUCACAUUCAUGUUCACACUGUUUGGAAGCCAUUUUUUCCUGUACUACUUUCUUGUGUGUGUGUCAUUCUUAUAAUAUAUGUGUAAUAGUUUUUCUCUGCAAAAGACUGACUUUGGUGUUUGUAUUUGCACACUGAGGACACCAUUUGCCCACUGAGGAUAAAAUGUCUUCUUGCUUCCAUUAUAAGUAAAAAAUUUCGUAGAAGUGUCAUUAGACUAAACACAAUUUAAUGAAACUGAAAAGUUUUUUUUCUUUUCAAAAUAUUUUAUAAUGCAGUUUUCAUUGUAUUUUUCUGUUUUUAUGCAUAUUUAAAGCAUGUAAAAUAAGCUCCAGUAUUGAAAAGUUGUGGAUUAAAAUACAUUCUUAUAAAUACAUCUUAGUAGCAGUUGUAACCUUGGUACUGGAUAACAGUAACUUUAUUUAAAACUACUAAUGCUUAGCCAAAAUAUAAAUUGUGUUUUAUUCUCUCAACAUUAGAAUCCUGAGUUGUAGGUAAUAUUUUUUUAUAAAAAAAAAAACUUCAAUAGCAGCUUUUAAUUAAAAUUACAUGUAACAUCUUUUAUUUAAUGAAUCUUUCUUAGCACAUGAUGUACAAUUACACAUCUUUACAUGUCUUUCAGUUGCAAAAUAUUUUUUGUUAUUUUUAGAGAGAAAAAGUAUUUUUAUUUUUAAAAAAUGUCUCCUUUUAUUAAACAUAAUGAAAGUACUGAUACGAUUCUCAUUACUUAUUUUCUGAUUUUUAAAAUUUAUUUAUUUAAAAAAACAUUUUCUUUUGCUAUUGUUUUUUUAUAUUUAUUAUUUUUAGUAAAGAAAGCAAAGCACUGAAGAAACUUGUCUACUAUUAUUUUGAAGUUGUAAUUUUUUGAAGCGAGAAUAAAGUUUUUAAUCAAGUAA